AUGACAGACGAGUUUCUAUUUCAAGACAAUAAGAACCAUACUGUUUGUAUAAAUCCAACAAAAGGAACUUUAAACGAGAAACCUAUAGAUGAACUUCUUUUGAAAGCAGAUGUUGACAACAAAGCUGACAAAGAGUAUGUCAUUGAAAAAGUUCAAGAAGAACAUGACAGAGCAGAUGCAACAUAUGCAACGAAAGAACAUACUCAUCCUGAACUAGCGGACAAAACAUAUGUUGACAAUAAAAUGUCAAGUGAAGUGACAAGAGCUGAAAACGAAUAUUCUAAAAAGACUCAUACACAUACCAUUGCAAAUAUUACAAACUUACAAGAAACCUUAAACAAGAAAAGUGACGUUGGACAUACACACGAUUUCUUCGCAACUGUUGGUAUAGAAAAUAUUGCAGGAACGGUUGAAGAACCUGAUGGAACUGGUGGGGAUGUAUUAAAUUGGAAACCUCCUAACUUUCCACAAGGUUUAACAUCGGAUGAAGACAUAACGACGAUGAGAUACAUUAGAUGUAGAAAUGUCUAUGUCAUGGAGGAUGAAAACAAAGUUAAAUUCACUGCUCAAGAUUUAUAUGAUAAAAAAGCUGACAAAACAUAUGUUAACGAUGAGUUAGAUAAAAAAGCUGACAAAACAUAUGUUAACGAUGAGUUAGUUAAAAAAGCUGACAAAACAGAGCUUCAAACGUUAAAGACAGAAAUACUUCAAACAGUAUAUUCCUAUAGGUUCUAUUACACGUCAAUGAAACUCUACCAGACCAGAAGUAGUUACUUGUUUUGGAACUUGGACUCAAAUAGUCGACAGGUUUUUGUAUUGUGCAAACUCUUCAAAGGAAACAGGUGGGAGUAA
Messenger RNA from Trichomonas vaginalis G3, 852 nucleotides. RefSeq names its product phage tail repeat-like family. The transcript has a single exon. NCBI's taxonomy places the organism in Eukaryota, Parabasalia, Trichomonadida, Trichomonadidae. The coding region runs from base 1 to 852 and encodes 283 amino acids. The record is from RefSeq and is a predicted model, not a curated record.